AUGACCACGACGGUCGAAGUCGCGACAGUUCCGUCGUCCGAUACUCCAGGAACAUGCAUCUACCUGCACCAUGACAAGAGAUCGUACCUCUUCGGCCAGGUGGCUGAGGGCACACAGCGAGCCUUUGGGAGCCGAAAGAUUCACAUGGGGACCACCGAGCACGUCUUUCUUAGCGGCAGCAUAGGUUGGAACCAAAUGGGUGGUCUGUUGGGAUAUCUUCUCAGUGUUGGCGGCGCAGUCGAUGCGGCAAGGGAACAUGCUGCCACGGAAAACGUCAAGAGGAAAGAAAAAGGCCAGAAGCUGCUGAAAGCCGCCACUCACGAGGGCAUUGGUGUGCACGGGGGGGACAAUCUCUGCCACAUCUUGGCUGCCUGUCGACCAGUCAUCUUCCGACAACCCAUAUGCGUAAAGCCUCACGAAUUUCGGGACGAUCCUCGGGGCAUUGACCCAACCAACACAGAACCCGACUGGGUAGAUGACGCCCUCCGGGUGUGGAAAGUGCCCGCCAGGAGGGCCAGGUCAGCCAGUCCCCCGAAACGAUGCCACGGAGAAAUUUCAGACGAGGACGGACAUUCGCAGGACACAAACUCGAAAGGGCGAUCAGUGGUUUCCGAUCCAGAUGUGGCCUGUAUGGUUGUGGAGCGGAUCAUGUUUAGCGGCAGCCUCAACAACAGAUCAGUCCUGUUACCUCGAAAAGUUGGCGAUUUAAAGCCUGCAGACAAAGCUGUCGUCGUUCAGGGAAAGACCCUGAGAGCUUAUCGGGGGCCUUUUGCUUCCGAUGGCGCCGAGCUCCCAGAUUCAGACCACACUGCCUGGGUGUUUCCCGAGCCUGGGGACGCAGCUGGGGACGGGAAGAAUGAGGACGUCCUGGCCAUCAACCAUUUCCCCCUGCCAGAAACUGCCUACGGGGACACUUCAAUUUCCUACAUCGUCAAGUGCCAUGAUCGAAGGGGCAAAUUCAAUGCCGUUGUUGCAAGGGAGCUUGGCGUUGAGCCCCGAGACUUCAGGCUGCUUGCCGCAGGGCAGUCCGUCCAAGGCAAGGACGGCAAGGCGGUCACGCCCGAUAUGGUGCUUGGCGAGCGUCAGCCUGGAAAAGGCAUCAUCAUUGCAGACAUUUCGUCCCCGGACUUUCUCGAGUCUUUCAUGGAACGGCCAGAAUGGGAGUCUCCAGGGAUCAUGGAGCACAUGUGCGUCAUGUACUGGAUUCUGGGCAGCGGUUUGGCCUCUCACGCGCGAAUUCAAAAGUUCACCGAGAAGCACUCCCACAUGAGGCAUGUUUUCUGCGCACAAGAUACAUGUCCAAACAUGAUUACACAUCCCGGCGCCGCCGAAAUCCAGACCAAGCUGCACAGACUUGAUCCCGAACGGUUCCCUUUACCAAAGUUCGACAACACCAUCAAGCAUCCUGCUCCUCCCGCCGGGUCGCCCGUGGAGUUCGGUCGUGCGGGCAAGAAAUUCCAGCUCAUGCCUCGCCUUGCCUUUGACGACCAGGCAAUGGCCCCAUUCCCGGACCUGCUGGGCGCCGCGAAAUCGGUAGACGAAGAGCUGAUGGCCUUGGCCGAAGAAGCCAAGUCGGAGGCAACAGAAGCCGGCUUCCUAGCCCGAGUGGAAGAGACGGAAAGGGACAUGCCCAACCGAGACGCCGAAAUAAUCCCGUUGGGAACAGGCUCGUCCAUGCCCAGCAAACACCGCAACGUCUCCGCGACGCUGAUCCGAGUUCCCGGCAUAGGGAACUACCUCCUCGACUGCGGCGAAGGCACCCUCGGCCAGAUCCGCCGCGUCUUCGACGCCCAAGACACGGCCGACGUCCUCCGCAACCUCAAGUGCAUAGUCAUAAGCCACGUCCACGCCGACCACCACAUGGGGACGGCGUCCCUCAUCAAAGCCUGGUACGAGCAGUCCCUCCACGACGGCACCAACGCCACGCUCGCCGUCUGCUGCAUCGGCCGCUACCGCAGCAUGCUCGAGGAGCUGUCGCAGGUCGAGGACCUGGGCUUUCACCGCCUUCGCUUCCCCACCUGCCCCUUUCCGAACGGCAAGGACCGCGACAUGACCACGGCAGAGGACCUCGGCCAGGACAACUUUGGCCUCGCGUCCAUCAAGCGCAUCCCCGUGCCCCACUGCUGGCGCUCGUACGGCACGCAGCUCGAGUUGACGUCGGGCCUGCGCGUCGCAUACUCGGGCGACUGCAGGCCCUCGAGCGCCUUUGCCCGGGGCUGCAAGGGAGCCCACCUGCUCGUGCACGAGUGCACCUUCGGCGACGACAAGCAGGACCACGCCAAGGCCAAGAAGCACUCCACCAUGGCGGAGGCGCUGUCCGUAGCACGAGAGAUGGGCGCCCGGAGGACGCUGCUGACGCACUUCUCGCAGCGCUACUCCAAGGCGGACUCGCUGAGGCGGGACCGGACGCACGCCGAGGAGCACAACGUCCUGCUGGCGUUCGACCUGAUGAGGGUGAGGCUGGGGGACUUUCAAAAGGCGGCGUGCUACGUCCCCGCCGUGCAGAGGCUGAUGGAGAAGCUGGCGGACUAG
Messenger RNA from Metarhizium album ARSEF 1941, 2532 nucleotides. RefSeq lists its product as uncharacterized. NCBI's taxonomy places the organism in Eukaryota, Fungi, Ascomycota, Sordariomycetes, Hypocreales, Clavicipitaceae. Gene Ontology annotation, molecular function: 3'-tRNA processing endoribonuclease activity. The transcript has a single exon. The coding region runs from base 1 to 2532 and encodes 843 amino acids. Gene Ontology annotation, biological process: mitochondrial tRNA 3'-end processing. The record is from RefSeq and is a predicted model, not a curated record. Gene Ontology annotation, cellular component: mitochondrion.